AUGUCGUUCAGAGGUGGUUCCAGAGGCGGUCGCGGUACCGGUGCGAAUUCAUUCGGAGGUGGAAGCAGAGGAGGCGGCGGCUUUGGGGCUCGUGGUGGCGGUCGCGGUGGUUUCUCUAGGGAUAUGGGGCCUCCAGCCUCAGUCUUGGAGUUGGGAUCUUUCCUGCACGCAUGCGAGGGCGAAAUGGUCUGCGAAUCUACCAACACGAAAAUUCCAUACUUCAACGCACCCAUCUACCUCGAGAAUAAGACCUCGAUUGGCAAAGUUGAUGAGAUUCUUGGCCCAAUCAACCAGGUUUACUUCACCAUAAAGCCGACGGAGGGAAUUCAGGCCGGUUCUUUCAAAUCAGGCGACAAAUUCUUCAUCGGCGGCGAUAAGCUCCUGCCCCUUGAGAAGUUCCUGCCAAAGCCAAAGCCAGCACCUGGCGCACCAAAGCCAAAGCGCGCUGGCGGUGCCAGAGGUGGACGAGGUGGCCCAAUCCGUGGUGGACGUGGUGGUGGCUUCUCGCGAGGCGCACCGAGGGGGAGAGGUGGAUUCAGUGCUGGAGGCCGCGGUGGCUCCGGAUUCUCUCGCGGUGGCAGUGGUGGCUUCUCGAGGGGUGCUCCGAGAGGACGUGGUGGGUUCAGCAGAGGAAGAGGUUAG
Pseudogymnoascus destructans is the source of this 642-nucleotide messenger RNA. RefSeq names its product H/ACA snoRNP pseudouridylase subunit (gene GAR1). Gene Ontology annotation, biological process: snoRNA guided rRNA pseudouridine synthesis; ribosome biogenesis. Gene Ontology annotation, molecular function: box H/ACA snoRNA binding. The record is from RefSeq and is a predicted model, not a curated record. Lineage: Eukaryota; Fungi; Ascomycota; Leotiomycetes; Thelebolales; Thelebolaceae. Gene Ontology annotation, cellular component: box H/ACA snoRNP complex. The transcript is spliced from 3 exons. Bases 1 to 642 code for a protein of 213 amino acids.